This is a messenger RNA of Monoraphidium neglectum, 252 nucleotides long. RefSeq lists its product as hypothetical. NCBI's taxonomy places the organism in Eukaryota, Viridiplantae, Chlorophyta, Chlorophyceae, Sphaeropleales, Selenastraceae. The annotation marks the transcript as partial. The record is from RefSeq and is a predicted model, not a curated record. The transcript has a single exon.
AUGGCAAUCACCGGGAUGUCUGCGCGCUCCACCCUGAUCAAGGCGCGCGGGCCCUUCAGGACUCCGAGGGUUCUUUACUGCCAUUAUCACGCCAACAGAGCGGCCAUAUGGCCCGCUGGAAGACGCCCCCGUCCGGUCAGCGGCGCCAUUCGCCGCGGCGACGCCAAAGAGUCUGACUCUAGCAUCGCCCCGCCGGCUGGGAACGAAGCUGCUGUGCAGGCGCUAAUCAUAUGCGCUGCAGGAGUGGCGAUG